Molecule: messenger RNA, 4261 nt
Organism: Homo sapiens (human)
Lineage: Eukaryota; Metazoa; Chordata; Mammalia; Primates; Hominidae
Gene: ATPAF1
Product: ATP synthase mitochondrial F1 complex assembly factor 1
Exons: 9
Coding region: 167-1222 (351 amino acids)
Biological process (GO): protein-containing complex assembly
Cellular component (GO): mitochondrial inner membrane; mitochondrion
Source: RefSeq, marked reviewed
GGAGGAGGCGGGCCGUGGCAUACACAGGGCGGCGAGAGCGCGCAGUGCCGGGGCCAGAGCGGCGCGCCCCCUCCUCCCCGCCCCGCCUCGCCGCUAUCCCGCGCCCGGAACCUUGGGCGCGCGGAACCUCGGUGCCGGAGCGCGGGCGCGGCGCACUCGGAGCGGGAUGGAGCGGGCGCGCGGGCCGCGGGCCGAGGCCGACGCGCCUGAGGAGGAGGAGGAGGCGGGGGCGGCCAUGGCUGCUGUGGUGGUGGCGGCUGCGGGUGGCGCGGGACCGGCGGUCCUGCAGGUGGCCGGUCUCUACCGGGGCCUGUGCGCGGUGCGCAGCCGCGCCCUGGGCCUGGGGCUCGUGUCACCCGCGCAGCUGCGCGUCUUCCCAGUGCGCCCCGGCUCGGGCCGGCCCGAGGGGGGCGCCGACAGCAGCGGGGUCGGGGCCGAGGCCGAGCUCCAGGCCAACCCUUUCUACGACCGCUACCGCGACAAGAUCCAGCUGCUGCGCAGGUCAGACCCAGCUGCUUUUGAGUCCCGCCUGGAGAAACGCAGUGAAUUUCGGAAGCAGCCAGUGGGGCAUUCCAGGCAAGGUGAUUUUAUCAAAUGUGUGGAACAGAAGACAGAUGCCUUGGGGAAACAGUCUGUGAACAGAGGAUUCACUAAGGACAAGACUCUCAGUUCAAUCUUUAACAUUGAGAUGGUAAAAGAAAAAACUGCAGAAGAAAUAAAACAGAUUUGGCAGCAAUAUUUUGCAGCAAAAGAUACAGUCUACGCAGUUAUUCCUGCAGAAAAGUUUGAUUUGAUCUGGAACCGGGCUCAGUCCUGUCCAACAUUUCUAUGUGCUCUGCCAAGAAGGGAAGGUUAUGAGUUUUUUGUAGGACAAUGGACAGGUACUGAACUCCACUUCACUGCACUUAUAAAUAUUCAGACCCGAGGGGAAGCUGCAGCCAGCCAGCUGAUUUUAUAUCACUAUCCUGAACUUAAGGAAGAAAAGGGCAUAGUGCUGAUGACUGCAGAAAUGGAUUCCACAUUUCUGAAUGUUGCUGAGGCACAGUGCAUCGCCAACCAAGUUCAGCUCUUCUACGCUACUGAUCGGAAAGAGACCUACGGGUUAGUGGAGACCUUUAACCUCAGACCAAAUGAGUUCAAAUAUAUGUCUGUCAUCGCUGAAUUGGAGCAAAGCGGACUUGGAGCAGAACUGAAAUGUGCCCAGAACCAAAAUAAGACUUAGAACUGUACAGGUUGGCCCUUCACCUAGUUGACUCAGCCCUCGAUAGUCUAGAGCCCACCCCCUCCUCAGGAACUCAAGAGCUCAGCAUUUAUAAUGAGCAGUUGGUAAUGAGUUGCCCUAUGUGCUUGUCGCAAGCAGUCACAGAGAUGAGCCCUAUUACUUGAUAUUCAGGAACAAAGGUACCUGAACAUUCUGAUAAUUAUCUCAGCAUACUUGAGGUUUCCUUUUUUAAGUGUUCGAGGUUAUAACAAGAGACAGCCAAGGACCUACAAGACAGUUGACUUGAUUUUGCACAGUGUAACAGCGCAGUUGCAUUCUGGCCACUUUGACCUUAUAGCUCCCAAAUGAUGAGUUUGUCAUCUUUAUGAACUCAUGACAGGAUAAUAAGCUUGAAGACCUGCUGUAGUUAGAUAUGGGCUUUAAUCCUUCCCAGGCACCAGUCAGCUGAACAAAAGCAUAAGCCAAACAUCCUGUUUAAACUGUAGAAUAACCAGAUAUUCCCAUCAGGUUAAAGACUUCAUCUAGAUGAUGCCCCCCAGAGAUGCCUUUAGUGUAAGUAGCUGGCUUGGGGUAUCAGCAAAUUUCAGGUAUAGUUAGAUAAACAGGUACAGGGCCUGCAUACUAUUAAACCAUAGUUUGUGGCACCCGCUUUUCUAACUCCACCUGUUAGAAGCUAUGUGUUUGAAGGAAUGAAUCAGUGCAGUAUAAAUAAAAUUCUUUUGUAAGGAGAAGAUUAAUCCUGGUUUGCAUGAUUUUUUUAAAAACAACUCUAAACAUGAUACGAAAAAGUGGAUGAAAGCAAAUGUUCCCAGAUUGGAUGUGGGGAAAAUAUAGCAAUAAUUUUUUUUUUAAGUCUGGCUUACAAUGUUUGUUAUACAAAAUAAUGAAAUCUGAGUUAUGUACUGUCCAUUGUGUCAGGGCUAUGGGCUGAUUUUAUCAAAACUCAUCUUGGGACUGAAAAAUUGUUUGGAAUGCCAGAAAUAAGAAAGUUGUUCUCCAGAGCUGGAAACCCAUCUUUCGUUUGUAGUGUCACUGUUGUGGCUCCAAGCUCAGUGAUAGGAAAGGACGGUGGUUACACACCAGCCUUCUGAACCCAAGGCCCCCAGUAUUGUUGUCAGCUGCCUUUACCAUGGCAUUUCUUUCUCUUUCUUUUUUUCCUGAGAUGAAGUCUUGCUCUGUCUUGCCCAGGCUGGAGUACAGUAGCGUGAUCUCAGCUCGCUGCAACCUCUACCUCCCUGGUUCAAGUGAUUCUGCUGCGUCAGCCUCCUGAGGAGCUAGGAUUACAGGCGCAUGCCACCAUACCUGGCUUAUUUUUGUAUUGUUGUAGAGACAGGGUUUCACUUUGUUGGCCAGGCUGGCUGGUCUCGAACUCCUGGCCUCAAGUGAUCCACCACCUUGGCCUCCCAAAGUGCUGGGAUUACAGGUGUGAGCCACCGUGCCUGGCCUGACAUUUCUUUAUUGAUCUAACAUGCUCCACUCUGCUGCUCCUGCCUAAGAUCUGGUUAUAUGACACUGAAUGUGGUGAGUGGGAAUUUAAGCAGUAUUCGCAGUUUGUGUGUGUGUGUUUUCUUCCUUCCAGAAGAAUUUUUAUAGGUUGGGCCUGUCCCUAAGCUCUUUAAAUAGGGUGGACAUCCCACUAUUCUCUGAGCCGUGUCUAUUUUGUUGCACCUUUGAGUCUAUGUAUUGAGAGAGACAGAUAGUAUUUUUUUAAACUGGGGAAGCUGCUAUCCUUUCACUAUUUCUCUAAAGGUUGAGCUGUUAACUAAUGUAAAUUCUGGACCUGCUUCUGGUCCUGGCAGUUUAUCUUUUGAGAAACUUGAGUCUUAUCUGCCCUGCCAUUUUCAUUAAAUGCCUUCUGACCUUCUGAAUGUUUUGGGUCCCAAGAAUUUUUGACAUCAGAUGGGGUUGUUUUUAUUGGUAUCCAGUUAUGUUUGCUUGUCUUUCCAGAUGGGCCCAGUUAUUAGCCAUACAUAGUACAUUGAUACACCUCCACCAGCGGGUGAGGAAAUGAUGGAAAAAGGAGUAAGAAGUGGCCAUUCGUUUUAAUCAUUCCUCCUGGAUUUGUCCUCAGUCCCCAACUGCCAAGUAGGAUGUGUCCAUGGAUAAAUGUGUGGGGCAUGACUAAAGUACCACGUAGCUGUUCUUUAUAUUUAUUUACCUAGAAAGAUCUGGCAAAGAACUCAAAGAAAAUUGUACCAUUUAAUCAGUAAAUUUGUCCCCUGGUGCUAGCAUGGUGUUAUAGAAAGUGGACAGGCUUUAGAGUUAAGUGAAUCUGGGUUCAUAUGUUAGUGUUGCUAUUCAUUAGCUCUAUACUGUUGAACAAAUUGCUUAAACUAUCUAAUUUUGGGGUUUUUUUUCCAUCUAAAAUAGGGAUAAUAAUAUCUACCUCAUAGGAUUAUUGUGAGAAUUAAAUUAACUUCACUAUAGUAGAAAAUAUCAACUACCAUCCUUUUCUCUACUUCCCUUGCCCCUCAUUAAAGACUAAUACAAGUUAGCAUUUCAGAUGUGUAGAUCAUUCUUUAUUCCAGUUAAAAGAACAAACUUUAUCUCAUCAGUUCUGAAACUUUAAGAUGCAGUAGCAUCACCUAAAGUGCUUUUAAAAUGCAGAUUCUCAGGCCUCAACCGUACACCACCCCCCCACACACGUACUAAAUCAAGAAUAUGUGCAGAAGGUACUGGGAAUCUACUUGUUAAUAUGUGCUCCAAAUGAUUCUGAUGUAGGUAAUUAGCCAGCCACACUUUGAGAACCACUGCCUUAUCUAUUCUUUACAAAAAUGUACAUUGCCAGGUCUUUCUUUCCUGUGGAUGCUAACUAUAGGAUAUUUAGGUUCCUCUGUUCUUUGUCUCCCAUAGUGGCCCCCUUUGCAAACUCCAAAUACAUUAUAUUUAUUUAUUCUUGUGUCUUUUUUCCCCCACUAGACUGUGAGCUCCUUGAGGGCCAGGACUUAUCUCUGUUCGCAGUGCCAAGGACAUGGCCUGGACCAUAGAAGAUACUCAGUUUUUUGUUGAAUAAAUAGGUAAUAUGGAUUUCAACCAAAA